AUUUGUUGUUCAUCGUCUUCUGUUAUGGGAUCUGUGAAGCGAUUCGGGCUUUAUUUGAAUUUUUGUUUUAUAAUAUCACGGUUGAUAAUAGUUGCUGGCUAUAGUGUUGGUUUGGAAUUUGACCGCCGGUGGAAAAAUAGUGUUUUUUCAAAUCGGACAGAACGGACCGAGGAGAAAAGCUCGAAAGAUUUCCAUCGGCAAACACUUGUGACAGCUACGAUAUACCAUGGCCGCACGAAAAGACAUAUAUCUACAACUUUGGAGGAGAAAGGAAUACACACCAAGCACAUUGAAAUUAAUAUAGAUGUCGAUGGAGAUGCAUUGACUUUAGAUUUGACGUUGAAUAAGAAACUGAUACCAGAAGGAUUUUUCCACAAAUACCAAAAAUACGGUAUUUCUGAAACAGUUGUUCCAAAUGAACAGCAAACAAAUCUCUGUGAAUACGUUGGGAAAGUUCGAGGUAAACCAACCUCGUGGGUCUCAGUAUCUACCUGCGAAGGCCUCUCUGGGGUCAUUUUUGAUGGAAAUGAAUUACAUUAUAUCGAGAAAGAUAGCUCCAGAGAUUCCAGCAAAGGGUUUUCUCAUUUUCUAUACAGUUACUCGAAUUUAGCUCGAAGUAACGCAAGCUGUGGACAUGGAGAAAGUAAUGGUGAUCAUGAACACCUGUAUCCGAAUGAAGAGCUGCGUAGGCAUAAGAGAUUUGCGAACCGAACUAAAGUCCUUCGUGGACCUUACAAUGCCAACGAAGAAACGAGAUACGUUGAACUUGUAUUGGUUAUGGAUAACGGGGUAUACAAAAAUCAUGGAGAAAAUAUACAGAAAACGGUGAAUUAUGCCAAGUCUAUUGCGAAUAUUGUUAAUGCGCUGUACUCCCGCCUGAAUAUUUAUGUAGCUCUAGUAGGGGUGGUUGUUUGGAACGAACAAGACGAGAUAGACAUGUCUUCAAAUGGCGAUAGAAUGCUUACAAAUUUCUUGGAAUAUAGAAAAAAACAACUUGUAAAUUUGCAUCCUAAUGAUAAUGCCCAGUUCAUUACGAAACAGAUUUUUGAUAAUGGUGUAUAUGCGAAAGCCCUAAAGGGACCUAUUUGUACAUUUGAAUAUUCUGGAGGUGUAGUAACAGAUUUUUCACCAGUAGUUGGACUGAUUGCAACAUCUGUAGCUCAUACUAUGGGACAUAACUUUGGUAUGGAACAUGAUACAGACGAUUGCGAAUGUCCAAAAGAUAUCUGCAUAAUGUCCACCAAAAUGGGCUUCCACACUACUUACUGGUCUUCGUGCAGUAUUAACUAUCUUAAAUUGGCCUUCUCUCGUGGAAUGGACUACUGCUUGAAGAAUAAACCCAGAUGGUUAUUCAAUGGUCCUUUGUGUGGAAACGGGUUCGUGGAACCAGGAGAACAAUGCGACUGCGGCCUUCCAGAAUAUUGCGAAAACUCCUGUUGUGAUGCUGAAACGUGUACUUUGCGUAGUAAUGCGACUUGUGCCUCUGGAGAAUGCUGUGACUAUGAGACCUGUUCUCUGAAGAAAGCAGGAACUUUGUGUAGAUCAGCGAAGACAGAAUGCGACCUACCAGAGUAUUGUACUGGUUAUGCCGAUACCUGUCCCACGGACUAUCACAAAUUGAAUGCAGAAAUUUGUGAUGGUGGAAACGCCUAUUGCUACCAGGGUUUUUGCAAUAGUAGGUCUGAUCAGUGCAAACUGCUUUGGGGUGAUACUGGAAAGUCCAGCCAGGACGCAUGUUACCAGUUGAACAUCAAGGGAACUCGAUUUGGAAACUGCGGCUACGAUAAGAGAACACAUUCCUACACUAAAUGUACAAAUGAGAGCGUUCUCUGUGGAAUGUUACAAUGUCAACAUCUCAACGAGAGGCUGGAAUUUGGCAUGGAAUCCGUAGCGAUAUUAUCGUAUAGCUUUAUCAACAAAGGAGGCGAAAUUUUAGCUUGUCGUACUGCAAAUAUAGACUUAGGACUAGAUCAAGUGGACCCAGGACUUACUCCAAAUGGAGCUCAAUGUGGAAUAGGGAAGAUGUGCGUCAACCAGAAAUGUGUAUCCGUUUCUGAAUUUAGAAAUCAAGGACAGGCUUGUCUUAGAGAUUGUGGUGAAAACGGUUGGUGUAACAAUAUGGGUAACUGUCACUGCAAAGAUGGUUUUGCACCACCGUAUUGUACUUCUCCAGGCCCCGGAGGAUCUACAGAUAGUGGUCCAGCAACAGAUCCAGGAGCCUCAUGGAGGCGUUCUUCGACAGCGACAUCCCCUUCAGUGACAUCUUUCGCAGCAGCAUCCUCAUCUACGUCAGAACAUUUGAGCAAUACGAUUACAGAAGCAUCAACAAUUCCUUCAACCAACGAAACUUCACUAUAAUUGGGGUUUAUCUCAAAAAACAUUUCAGAGAACAUCCCAAAUACAUAUAAAUGACGAUGUGAUUGCAUGAUUGAGGGCCGCUAUUUUACGACCAGUGUUUGAUGCAUACUUAUAAAAUCUUUCAUUUCUUUGUUAUUGUCUUGGAAAAAGUUAUCAGUAUAAACCAUACACCAAGGUUUCACCUCCUAAUGUGCGAUUCCUGGCACGGAAAAUAAAUGCAUUCUUGGAAGAGCUACUAUUGACAAAACUAUGUUUUCAUAAUGUCGAUGAGUUUUUGCAAAAUAAAAAAGGAAUCAUUUGAAAAUAACACUAAAAUCUAGGUAUAUGGAGGUGAAUAUAUUUAUUGUUCUUAUAUUCCUUAAAGAAUUCAUACUCUCAUUGUUAUAUUGACGAUUUAUAUACAAUUAUAAUUGUCUGAAAGAAAAAA
Messenger RNA from Leptinotarsa decemlineata (Colorado potato beetle), 2785 nucleotides. RefSeq names its product disintegrin and metalloproteinase domain-containing protein 12. Gene Ontology annotation, biological process: membrane protein ectodomain proteolysis. The record is from RefSeq and is a predicted model, not a curated record. Lineage: Eukaryota; Metazoa; Arthropoda; Insecta; Coleoptera; Chrysomelidae. Gene Ontology annotation, molecular function: metalloendopeptidase activity.